Molecule: messenger RNA, 3970 nt
Organism: Danio rerio (zebrafish)
Lineage: Eukaryota; Metazoa; Chordata; Actinopteri; Cypriniformes; Danionidae
Source: RefSeq, a predicted model, not a curated record
UGACAUUCAGUCCCAGUGACAUACACACACAGAGAGAGGAGAAGUAGACAUUGUCCAGAAGAGACAGACAGCGAGCCGCUCGAGCUCCACAGACCCGCAGCAAAUGGACAUUCCGCGGCCGGAGAGGAUGAGAGUUUGACGCGGUCAUGGAGGAGCGUGAAUGAAGAACAAUGAGCAGCGAGUGCUGACCUGGAAACAGUGAGUUCGAGUUUGGCUGAGGGUGAGGGGUGGACGAGGGAUUUACUGGGUCAAACUAACUAGCUAAACUACCCCCACCACUCUAUAGAAAGUCGGAGAAAGAAAAGUGAAAAACACAGCAGACAAAGCGCCGAGGACACGAUGAACAUUGACAAGUUGCGUCUGCUGUGAUUCCUGAAGUCUGAAAGCAAGGUGAAGCUGGAGAGAAAUCACAAUGUCACGCUCAGAUGAGGUCAACAAGAUGACAGAAAAUGUCUACAAGGGCAUUCUGGACCAGUUCAACCCCAGUCUGAAGAAUUUCGUCACUAUGGGGAAACACUAUGAAAAGGCUCUGACUGGCGUCACAGUGGCAGCUAAAGGAUAUUUUGAUGCGCUGGUUAAACUUGGAGAGCUGGCCAGCGAUAGUCAGGGCUCAAAAGAACUGGGCGACACGUUGUUCCAGAUGGCGGAGGUUCAUCGGCAGAUCCAGGUCCAGCUCGAGGACGUGCUGAAGCUGUUUCAUUCAGAGCUGCUGUCUCAGCUGGAGCAGAAACUGGAGUUAGACAUCAAGUAUCUCACUGGCACGCUGAAGAAAUACCAGAGUGAGAGGAAGUCAAAGGCGGAGUCGAUCGAGCGCUGUCAGUCACAGCUGAAGAAGCUGAGAAGGAAGAGUCAGGCCAGUCGACAUCCCAAUAAAUAUGGAGACAGAGAGAUGCAGUAUGUGGAGCUGAUGAGUCGUCGGCAGGCAGAGCUGGACUCUUUGGUGGCGGUGGGCUACAGAUCUGCUCUGACAGAAGAAAGACGGCGCUACUGUUUCCUGGUGGACCGUCAGUGUUCGGUCACCAAGAUCCUCAUCAACUACCACUGCAAGGUGAGAGAGCUGUUGUCUCAGAAGCUAUCAUCAUGGCAGCAGUCGUGUGCUCAGCCCACUAAACUGCCAGAGCGGGCGCUAAACCUGCUGCGCCACACUGCCCCCCAGAGCUCUGGAGGAGCGGGACUGGCGGAAGUGCUGCGAAAUGCCAAACUGGGCAUCACACAGCCUGCAGAACAGAGGCUGUCGGUGCAGGAGGUUCCUCCUCUGUUGAACGGUGACAGCAGCAGCAGUCGCUCUCAGCAGCAGCAGCAGCAGCGCUCUCAAUCUGACAGUCUGUCCCCCAGCAACGCCUCUCAGCAGAACGGACACUCCAGCUCUACAGCAAGCCCUGCCCACUCUCAGCCACACCAGGGUGUGGUCAGCUCUGUAGGCCACACCUCCAGCUCCUCCCACAGCUCUCUGCAGGGCCUGACUCCACCUCUCGCGGCGCCUCACAGUCCUCCUCUGCCCCACAGUGCGCCUUUGUCCCGUGCGCUCACACCCGUUCCAUCUGCGGCCCCUCAUGCAGCGUCCGGCCUCGGUCUGCUGUAUGGCACGUCCACCCUCCCACUGCCCAGGAGACAGAGCAGCGACGCACACACCUCUUUCUUAGGCUCCACUCUGCCUCGUGUUCUUCCUCUGUGUUCUCCGUGUCGUGUGGAGGCUAUGUUCGCUCACUCCUCUGAGUCCUGUGAUGGAGAUCCGGCUGGCGGAGGAGGCUCCUGUCUGCUGUCCUUCCAACCCGGAGACACACUUGGCCUGCUGAUCAGUGAACCCCGAGACGGUUGGCACUACGGGCAGAACGAACGCACCGGACGAAAAGGCUGGUUUCCCUUCUCCUACACGCAGCCGUGCCCGAACACUCCUGGACAAGACAUCAGUCCUGCUGUGCUCUCUAAGGUGAACAGCACCAGUAUGGGUCAGUUAGACAGGCUUCCUCCUGCCGGUCAGCAGCCGCAGGUCAGUCCAGACUCAGAGGACGAGCGGAGCAUCAUCUCUCAGCGAAUCAGCACCUUCAGGCCCAGACCCUACAGCAUGAUGAACCCAGACACCGGCAGGACCAGCCCACGCCUGCGCUUCAAGGACAGGAUGUCCACUGAUUUUUCUCCUCCACCUCCAUCCCCUACCAGGAUCAACCCAUUCGCUCAUAUUCAGCUCAGGAAGACGGUGACCAACGACCGCUCCGCUCCUCUGAUACAGUAAAGAUGAUCGGAUAAUUACUGCAAAGAUGCCUUGAUGAUCUGCUGAACCCUCCAGAGGCAGGAGUUACACUUUUGCUGACAGAAACAGAGAAUUAGGUGCAGUUAAAUGUGUUAAGAUCAUUUAGCAGAUCGAGUGUAUAUUAGUAAUAUAUAGAGUUAAAGACAAGCUGAUAAGCCCCCUUGUAAAUUAAAAAACAAAUAUAUUACUCAAGUGCAGCUUAACAGAGCAAGUAUAUUUUUUUUACACUAUUUUCAUUAUUUUUGGAGCAAAUCUUAUUUCUUUUAGUUUCCCUGAAAUAAAGUAAAAAAUAAAAAAAAAAAAUAGAUAAAUUAAAUUUGCCAUAAAUCAAACUAAUUAACCAGGUAUUUUAAUUGCACUUUGUCCUGCAAAAUUACCAAGUAUAAUAUUAUGUGACAUAAGAAAUUUGUUAUAAGAAAUUUGUUAUUAAAGUCUAUCAAAAAAGUCUAACAAAAAUCUCAAUCGGGUUCUGAUCAGGAAUCUGACUGGUCCACUCCAGAAUAUGUAUUUUCUCCUGUUGAAGCUAUUCUGAUGUUUAUUUACAUCUAUGCUUUGGAUCGUUGUCCUGUUGCAUCCCCAUUCUCUGUUCCUUCAGAUGGUUUUAAGCAGUGGUCCCCAGCCUUUUUCAUUGCAGAUUACAAAGCACUGCAGUGUUUUGUUCCUCUGUGUUUGUCUGAGAUAAUUAGUCUACGAAAUGUGUAUAUUCCAUACAAGCUGAAUGUGAUUGGUCAGUUGAUGUCACUUGAUACUCCUGGUAUUCAUUCAACUGUGUGCGUCUGGAAGUGCAAGCCACGCACCUCCAUUAUAAAUAAUGAACCUGCGCAAACUCUCGAAAAGACACAUGCAAAUGACCCCUAAUGCUGCGUUCACACCAGAUGCGGAAGAAGCGUCAAGCUUCCAUCAUCCAGGUAUAGUUUAAAGAAGAGUUUAUGUGCUCAUAACAGAGCUGGGUGCACCUCAGAAUGGAUCUAGUGGACUCAGACACAGCUCCAAACGAAUCAAUGCUGUUUUUCAGCCUUACUAAAGCACAUAAACACAGCUAUUCUCUCAAUAAAAUCCUUGUUAGCCAUUUAGCAAUGAAAUGAUGGGAAUCCGCCCAUGGUGCGAAUCUGCAUCUAUUGUGAAGUGAUUUUGAUGCAAAUAAAGUGGAUUUGGCUCAAAUUGUUCACACAUCUAAUAACAUGUGAUUUAUUUGCACAUUUUACGUCUGGUGUGAACACAGCUUUGAAGGCUGCCAUCAUUUAUGAUCUCCAGCAGUUGAUCUUCUUGCCCAGACAUGGAGGAUUCACCUGAUUUUAAGACAAAUGGGUUGCGGAUCUAUUCCUUGGCAGUUCGCGGGCCCUUCACUGGGCCUUUUCCCCUUAAAGAAACUUUCCAAAGAGGACUUUUUCUUGCUCAUUUUGCUGCUUGUGGGUUAAAUUUGGGCACUUAAGUGACCGAGAUAGAAGCGAGAGAAUUCAGACAUUUUUCAAAAUAAAAGAGUUUUCAAAAUAAAAGAUCCUUUAGACUCAGAUAAUAAAUAAAACAGAAAUAAUUCAUGAUUUUUUUUGUGUGGUCCGAUCCUAAUUGAUCUGCUGCUCAGUGCUUGAGGACCACUCAGUUUUCCUGAAAAAUGUCUUAAUAAUCUUUGGAAUUCAUUUUUGCGUUAAUAACAGCGACCUGUCCAGCCUCAAACUCCAAAUUAGCUACUAAAACUAGUAAAAACAGCACUUGGAAAAU